CAGAGCGAGGGAGGACCAUGUAUGAAAAUGUCCCUGCAGUGUCCACAGCAGAUCGCCAGCAGGUCUUGGGGGCCCUGGAACGCCUGCAGGCCAAGCUUGUCCAGAGGGAGGAAUUGAGCCACAGCGAGAUCCUGGGGGCCUUUAGAGAGACCCUACAGAGCCCCCUGCUGGGCCACAUCCUCACCCUGCAACACUCCAUCAAACAGCUGAAAGACCAGCUGAGCAGUAUGCCAGCUGAUGCCUGCAGUGAUUACAGUUUCUCAAGGAGGGGUCAGCUGAUAGUGAGUGCCAGUCAGCCGGCGAGCAGCCUGGCCCUGUCCACCCAGUCCCACCUGUCUGCCAAUGGCUCCGCCCCCCUGUCCCCCGAGCAACUCCAGAGAUGGAUCCUCUCUGCAGCCAAGGGUCGACCAACGGACACUAUUGUACUAUCCAGGCCUGCCUCUGGUGGUCUGGGUUUCAGUGUUGUGGGUCUGAAGCCUGAGGGUCCGUCAGGUCAAGGAGUCUUCAUAACACACAUCCAGCCUGGAGGCCCGGCUCACAAGGACAGUCGUCUACAGGAAAGGGACCAGAUCCUGGUGAUUAAUGGCGUUCCUCUGGAGCCGGCAGCAGGCCAGCAGCAGGCGCUGGCUCUGCUGCAGCAGCCCGGCGACAAGGUGGAGCUGGUGGUGGCAAGGGACCGCUCACAUGCUCCAUCACCGCCAGUUACCACGCCCAUCAACAUGGAGUCCUGGGGCCACGUGGAGGAGAUGGAGCUGGUGAAUGAUGGAUCAGGUCUUGGUUUUGGCAUUGUGGGCGGGAGGGCCACGGGAGUAGUAGUUCGAACCCUUGUACCAAACAGCGUGGCCGACAAGGAUGGGCGUUUGCGGACAGGCGAUCACAUCCUUCGUAUCGGGUCGACGCCCACCAGCGGUCUGUCCAGUGAGCAGGUGGUGAAGGUUUUGCAGGCCUGUGGGAGUCGUGUGAACAUGCUCAUCGCCCGAGACCCCCGAGGAAAGGACCCUGCUCCCCUGCCUCCGCCCCCUCCCCCCUCUGCCCCUGUCACUGCCCUGCCCCCCUUGCCUCAGUCCAGAGUCAGCAGGAUGCCCAACCUGGAUGGUUAUGAGAUCCACGAGGUCUCUCUCACCAAGAAAGACGGUCAGAGUCUGGGAAUCUCCAUCAUCGGCCACAACGCCCUGACCAGCCAGGAUGCAGUAGGGGUGUUUGUCAAACAUGUGGUUUCCGGCAGUGCAGCAGACCAGAGCGGUAACAUCCGUGUCCAUGACAGACUGAUAGCGUUGGAUGGGGUCAGUCUUCAUGGAUUUACUAACCAAGAGGUUUUGGAGGUGAUGAAGCAGACGGGUCAGACUGUCCUCCUCACCCUGGUCCGCAAGAAGCCCACCAGAAUCCUGGAGAGGUCUUUAGAUAAAGUUGAAAGAGAGCCUUCUCGAGUCUCACUGAAGAGGUCAGUAGAGGUCAAGGCACGGUCAGCAGACCUCCAGAGGGCCUCAGUGAGCUCCUCCGUGGCCCCUACACUGGAACCAGUGCACACCAGCAGUAAAACACAGCCAGCUGGGGCUGUGGAAUUCUCAUCAGUGUUCGAGCUGAGGGCAAAAUGGGAACAAGCUCUGGGACCCCGGUACCAAGUCCUGGUGGUGGAGUUGGACCCGGUCAUUGAAGAUGAUGCAGAGCUCCAGAGAUACUCUAAGCUGCUGCCCAUCCACACCAUGCGUCUGGGGGUGGAGCUGGACUCUUUUGAUGGACACCACUACAUCUCCUCUGUGGCACCUGGGGGCCCCGUGGCAAAACAUGGCAUCCUCAGACCUGAGGAUGAACUGCUCGAAGUGAACGGGGUACAGCUGUACGGUAAAUCUCGGCGGGAGGCAGUUGCGUUCCUGAAAGAAGUGCCCCCGCCUUUUACUCUGGUGUGUUGUCGCCACCCGGCUCACUGCCAACCCGACCUGGACCAGGACCCAGAACCACAGCCCUGGACAGUACCCAGCCCUGCUGUGGAUGAGAUUGAGCUGAAACUUUCCUCCUUGCUGUCCAGUAAAUCAGGACUACGAGACGGCAGCACUGACCAGCAGCAAGAGGCCCCGCACGAGUCAUCAGAGGAGGUGCCAGCAGCCCCCAGCCAGGAGGAAGAGGAGGAGGAAAGGGAUGAAGAUGAGGAAGAGGAGGAGCUGGCAUUGUGGUCUCCAGAUGUUCAGGAGUUGGAGUUGGAGAAGGAGAGGGACAAAGGCCUGGGCUUCAGCAUCCUCGACUACCAGGACCCGGUGGACCCAGGCCGCUGUGUGAUGGUGAUCCGGUCUCUGGUUCCGGGCGGCGCUGCAGAGUGUCAUGGCGGUCUGCUCCCCGGGGACCAGCUGGUUUCAGUCAACCAUGAGCAGCUGGAUGGCCUGAGUCUGGCCCAGGCCGUGGACGUGCUGAAGGCCGCCCCGCCUGGCUCGGUCUGCCUGGGCAUCCGCAAGCCUCUGGUGGUCGAGGGAACAGAAGUGAGGGAACCCCAACUUAAUGAUGACCAGAGAGAGGAAAGUGGCCACGACAACCUGUCUUUCUGUGUUGCCACCACACCUCUGCCUGUUCCCAAGGGUUUUGGUGAUAACUCCAUCCUGCCAGAGGAGCUACAGCUGGAGGAACCCGAGCUCAUCCUGGACGGGGGUCUUCCUCGCUACACCCACCCUUUGACCUCCGACCUCCUAAGUACCGUCCCUGCCAACUCCCCCCUCCUCCCAGAGGAGGGCACAGAGAUGGCCGUGGAUGAUGAUGAUGAUGAAAAAAGGGAAGAAGUGCCAGAGAAGGAAGAGGAGGAGAGAGAGGAGCAGAUGGCAGGUUCUUACCCCAGGAAAGACCCUCCAUCCUGGGAGGAGUGGGAGCUCUCCCAGCUUGCUCCUCCUCUUUCAGCCUCCGGUGUGCCUGGAGCAACAGAGGAGUCUGAAGGAACAAAAGAGACUCAGAGACCAGAACCAGAACCAGAAGCCUCCAUGUCUAUUGGAACUGCAGAACACGGUGGAUCUGCAACAUUCUGGUCUUGCUCCAAAGACAGUGAGACCGACUCAGAGCUCACCCUGACUGAUACUGAUACAGAGUCCAUGCUGGUGAUUGGCACAGCAAGGAGGAAGAGGAGGAGCCACGGAGGAGCUGCUCCACCAAUCAGGGGAGGCCAAAGUGAUCUACCAGAGAGAGAGGAUGGAGAAGGAGAGGAGACCCCCGUCUUCAGCCACUGGGGACCGCCCCGCAGGGUGGAGGUGUGGCAGGAGGCAGGUCAGUCGCUGGGCAUCAGCAUCGUGGGCGGGCGCCACGUCAUAAAGCGUCUGCGAAAUGGGGAGGAGCUUAAAGGAAUCUUUAUUAAACAGGUUCUUCCUGACAGUCCUGCUGCACAGACACGCUGCCUGAAGACCGGAGACAAGAUCCUCCAGGUAUCAGGAGUUGACCUGCAGACUGCCAGUCAUGAGGAAGCGGUCCAAGCCAUCAAAUCAGCUCCCAGUCCAGUGGUCUUCAUUGUCCAGAGUCUGUCUGCAACGCCACGGCCUGUGUCGUUAACAGCACCCAGUUACAGCAAACACAAGGCAAAGAGGACAGCCCUGCUGAAAACCGCUGUAGCUCCGACCCCUGGGAGACGUCCCCCGCCCUACAGACCACCCAACCAAUCAGAGCAAGACCUUGACUCAGACCUGGAGCAGGCAAGAGAGCGGGUGUUGCAGAGGUAUGGCGAGCUGAGCGGGGAGUUGCUGUGUGUGGAGCUGGAGAAGGAGCGUCAGGGUCUGGGCCUCAGCCUGGCGGGAAACAGGGACCGCACCCGCCUCAGCAUCUUUGUGGUGGGGCUUCACCCCGGGGGGCCGGCAGCCCGCGACGGACGCAUCCGGGUGGGAGAUGAACUGCUUGAGAUAAACAGCCAGGUUCUGUAUGGGCGGAGUCACCAGAAUGCAUCGGCCAUCAUUAAGAGCGCCCCCUUCAAGGUGAAGAUCAUCCUGCUCAGAAAUGAAGAUGCUAUUAAUCAAAUGGCUGUACCCCCUUUCCCAAAUCCUCCCCCCGCCCUCAGCCAAACUGGCCCUGAGGUUCAGCUGCAUGCUGUGUCUCCAGUGCCAGUCGGGGUGUCAGCUCCGAGAGACGGCCCCGCGCCUCCGGACAGUCUGGCCCUCAGAAGCCCCUCCCCGGAGACCCUGCCCACCUCCAAGGCCAGACCGCCAGAGGAACACAGCAGUGAGGCAGCAGAGCGAGCUGGCCAACACAGCAGCGGGAGCCCCAAGAGCACGGGGGAGACCGACCGCAGCGCCUCGAAGUCCAGUACAAAGACCCCAGGCCCAGUAGACAGAGUGGCGUCCCCCUCCUCUCUCACCAGCCCUGACCUGCAGACUGUCAGUAAAGAUCCAGCAUGCUGCCCGAUCGUCCCGGGUCAGGAGACGGUGAUAGAGAUCUCCAAAGGACGCUCAGGGCUCGGACUCAGCAUUGUGGGGGGUAGAGACACCCAGCUGGAUGCUAUAGUGAUCCAUGAGGUGUAUGAGGAGGGGGCAGCAGCCAGAGAUGGAAGGCUCUGGGCAGGAGACCAGAUACUGGAGGUGAACGGUGUGGACCUGCGUGGCGCUGCUCAUGAGGAUGCCAUCUGUGCCCUGCGGCAGACGCCUGCCAAGGUCCGACUGACGGUUUUAAGAGAUGAAGCCCAGUACAGAGAUGAGGAGAACCUGGACGUAUUUAAGGUGGAACUACAGAAAAAGAGUGGAAGAGGACUGGGACUCAGUAUUGUAGGGAAGAGGAGUGGGAGUGGGGUGUUUAUUUCUGAUGUGGUCAGAGGAGGAGCCGCUGAGCUGGAUGGUCGUCUGAUGCAGGGAGAUCAGAUUCUGUCCGUCAAAGGCGACAACAUGAGACACGCCUCCCAGGAGACUGUGGCCGCCAUACUCAAGUGUGCCAGGGGCCCAGUGUUGUUGGAACUGGGCCGGCUCAAGGCCGCAUCCUGGAUCUCCUCUAGACGCAUCUCCCAGGGAAGCCAGAUGAGUCAUGUGAUCAGUAACAGUUCCAGCACUGCGGUCCAGCCCCUCCCCCACCCCGUCACAUCUGCACCCACGACCUCCAUCUUGCCGACCCCUGACCUCCAGACGCUACACAAUGACAGUAGUGAGAACACCGCCUCCCCCAAUGACACAGGGCUAGAUGCUGGUGUGCGUACUGUGGAGAUCACACGGGGGCCCUCUGAUGCCCUGGGGGUGAGUAUUGCAGGGGGGAGGGGCAGUCCUUUGGGAGACGUCCCCAUCUUCAUUGCCAUGAUCCAGGCCAAUGGAGUCGCAGCCAAAACACACCAACUGAAGGUCGGGGAUAGGAUAGUCAGUAUAAACAGCAGAUCUGUAGAUGGUUUGACACACACAGAAGUCGUCAACAUCCUGAAGAACUCCUAUGGUGCCAUCAGUCUCCAGGUGGUAGCAGACACUAACAUCAGCGCCAUAGCGGCUCAGGUGGAGAGUUUGUCUACCAGCUCCAGUCCACCUGCAGACAGCCACACUGAACCUGAGGCUCCCCGGCCCCGCAGUAUCUGUCUGGAGAAAGGCUCUGAGGGUUUGGGCUUCAGCAUAGUGGGAGGCUUCGGGAGUCCACAUGGGGACCUGCCCAUCUACGUCAAGACUGUCUUCAGCAAGGGGGCUGCGGCGGUGGACGGGCGUCUGAAGCGGGGUGAUCAGAUCCUGGCUGUGAAUGGAGAGAGUCUGGAGGGCGCCACGCACGACCAGGCCGUCGCCAUCCUCAAAAAACAGAAAGGAACAGUCACGCUGGAUGUCUUGUCCUAACACACAUGCACACACGGGGCCACACACCCACAGAGGUCCACACAUGUACACAAACAGACAUGCACAGACUAGUAACAGACAAACGCACACCUACACACUAACACAGACACCAGUACACCCCAUCUCACCCACUUAUAUGUAACACAUAGAUACACACACACACAUGAACUCAGUUACAAUUUGGGUGCACAGAAAUAUACACAACAUGAACACACACAACCACAUAUAUAUCAAUAAAGAAGUUACAUAGAGAAUAUUUACUAACACACACACACACACA
This is a messenger RNA of Lampris incognitus (smalleye Pacific opah), 6030 nucleotides long. RefSeq names its product PATJ crumbs cell polarity complex component (gene patj). Lineage: Eukaryota; Metazoa; Chordata; Actinopteri; Lampriformes; Lampridae. Bases 18 to 5750 code for a protein of 1910 amino acids. Gene Ontology annotation, molecular function: protein binding. The record is from RefSeq and is a predicted model, not a curated record. The transcript has 46 exons.